Messenger RNA from Aspergillus viridinutans, 3948 nucleotides. RefSeq names its product siderophore. The coding region runs from base 1 to 3948 and encodes 1315 amino acids. Lineage: Eukaryota; Fungi; Ascomycota; Eurotiomycetes; Eurotiales; Aspergillaceae. The transcript is spliced from 5 exons. The record is from RefSeq and is a predicted model, not a curated record. Gene Ontology annotation, biological process: siderophore biosynthetic process.
AUGACUGUCCCUACGACGCAAGAUCGAAGUCGCUUCGAGACAACCAAGCGUCUCCUAGCCCAGCUCGUGAAUGAGGGGUUCGCAGUUUGCACCCUGAUUCACCAGCAGUUGAUCUUUCACAGUGCCAAUGGGGACAAGGAGUUGUGGAUUAGAGCCCACUGUCGCCAUGACACCUCGAUCAAUACCGAAGGGACUCGGGUUCUUCCACCUUUACGCCCGGAAUGCUUGCAACCACCCGUUCUUCUCGGCAAGGGAGAAUCGGGAACAGAGGUAUUGGAACCAGGCGCCAUAUUCCGUUUUAUUCUUCCUUGGUUUACACAUAGCGCGGAAGAGAGCUUUCUGGAGACAAUGGCGGCUCAGUUGCGGAGCACAGCUGAGAUGCAGGAGAAAUGGUUGGAAAUGAGCAAAUCUCGGCCUUUCCUCUCUCUACAUUCCCCAAUGAUCGCAUGGGAGCGUUCAAUAGUAUACGGCCAUCAAACCCAUCCGUUCCACCGAUCAUGCUGGGCUAUCCCACCCUUGAAGCCCGUCCUCCCAGAACACAUUCCAGAGAUGAUCGCCCCAUCCCUCUCGUUCGUUUCAAUCCCGCGCAAUGAUAUGCGCGUGACGGGUCCAUUCGAGACGACUCUCGAACCGCUCCUCCAGAAGCUAGAGAUCCCCAAGCCAACAGACGAAAAUACCCUGAUCGUCCCCUGCCUGACCCGCCAAAUCCCCGCCAUCCUGCACCACUUCGAGAACGCGACUGUCAUCGCAGAGCGAUCCUCCAUCGCCGACGCUCAGGCUUCACUGCGGACCGUAACCCUGCGCCCGGAACUAGAGUUCAACUACCACCUGAAGCUCGCCCUCGCGUGUCAAAUCACCUCUGCGGUUCGGACGGUAACACCCUGGACAACGGGGCAGGGACGCGCGAUAUCGGAUUUACUCGAGAGGACCCUCCCGGCGGAUCUGUGGGUGUUUAAAGAGAUAGCAGCCGUUUCGGGGCGUCAGGAGGACUUCCAUGCCGCGAAGCAUCUAAGCUGUGUGCUCCGGGAGGAUCUCGAGCCAAGAGCCAGGAUGGACAAUGAGACGUUGGUCGUUGCCGCGGCGCUGAUGGAGCGGCAUCCCGAGGAUGGCAAGACGUAUCCGGAGAGGUUAUUUAGUCUUGACACCAUCGAGGCGAGGAAGAAGUGGUUUCGGACAGCUAUGCUCCACCCGCUCGUCCACCACGGCAUCGGCCUCGAAGCGCACGCCCAAAACACCGUCGUCCGUCUCUGCACUGCAACAGGCAAGAUAAAAGGCUUCGCCAUCCGCGACUUCGGCGGCGUGCACUUCCACAAACCCACGCUCGGAGAGCAGGGCUUCCCCCUCGACUGGGAGAUCCCCGGUAGUCUCACCUUGACCGAUGACUUGAUCUCUGUGUGGAACCUGGCCAGCCACACGCUGCUCCAGUGCCAGGUGCCUAGUCUUUUGUAUGCGCUGAGGUUGGAGACGCAUGGAGGGUGGGGGGUCGUGAUGGAGGAGUUGGAUAGUGUCUUGCAGGGGUUUGGCGGCGAUGUAGCGAGGGGGUUGUUGGACUAUUUUUGUGAAGGGACGGUGGUUAUGAAGUCGUUUCUGAGGAUGCUUAUGGAGGGGAUGUAUCGUGAGAAUCCUAUUCAAGCUGCGGCAAUAAUCAUGUCGGAGCAGGUCGGGCUGCAGGUCGACUUGACCAACCUGCCUGUGAGCGCGAUCUCCAGUGCUACAGCUCUUCAGUCUCUCUUCAAGGCAAUAUCCGCCGAUAAUACGAAUCCUUUUGCUGUUCAACAAACCGAAGCACUGGGCUCCUGCUUUCACGCAAACGGGCCCUUCGCGGCGCGACUGCCCGACACUCUAGCACGCUCGUCAUCCACGCGCUUGAAUCGAAUAGGCGCUUUUAUCGGCUGGGAAAAUGGCGAUACCGCGUGCCAUAUGAGCCGUAGUCCGGGCGGUCGGUCAGCAUCACUGCUGUGCUGGGUGCUGGGCAAUCUUUAUGAUGAACACAAGUGUGGCGGGAUAUUACUAAAUCUAUGUAGCAAGCUUCUUCCGCCGGGACUGCACAAUUGCAGCGUGAAGCAGCUGGCAGAUGUGUCCAAGACCCUGGAGAGAAAACUUGCAUGUCUUGAGUUCGGCCAAUUUUUUCGCUGUCAAUCGGAAAGAUUGAGUCAGUGUUUCCAGGUCACGACUUCGAGCGUUCCCUUGGAUUUGACACAUACACCGACAGCGGAGACUAUGCAGGAGUUCCUCGUCUAUUUGCAUCAUGCAUUGCAGGACGAGAAUCUGACUCUCCGAUAUUGUGGGACUCGUAGCGCAGCGGUGCUCAUGAGCCUGGUCUUGAGUAUGUGCCCGGAAGAUACUCGCGUGGAGGUUGGGAACGAGGUGAUUCAGCAAGGACAAAGAGAGUCCGUCAUGUUCUGCGUUGAGAGCGACGAAAACAGUAGUACUCAUUUCUUUCUCGAGUCUACAGUCAGCUCUCACUCAAACGACUUUCAGAAGCGCUUCAUCCAGACGGAAUCAUCGGACUGUGGCUGCAACUACCACCUCAAAUUCGGCUGGGAGGGUUAUUUGACGAGUCAUCUUGGAAUCGCCCUCUGCAACAGUGGCGCUCAAACGACGCAGAGCUUGCCCCUACAACAGGCCAUCGCCAACCUCAUCGCCUCUGUCGCAGAGACGUUCACAGCCAAGCAUUGGUGUAGUAGUGGCACGCCUAAUUCUUCUGGUGACAACCGCAUCGCCAAAGAGGGUCUGAAGACCCUAAUGGGACCCAACUACCGUAGUAUCAUUACUCAUACUUUGGGAUCCUUACUCGUGCCACCGACUGAGUUCGCAGAUCCCCAUGACCGCUACGAGGACGUGCAGAGGGAGGUCGAACUCCGUGUGCCCUUGACCUUGUGCACGUGUCAAUUCUGUCGGCUGCAUGAGCCGUGGGAUGAGCGUAACUACCCGCAACAGCGAUUGAAGGUUAGUUCAACGCGCGCCUGGAAGACAUGCGGCGUGGCGCAAUUAUGGGCGGAGAUUGGCACCAUCGUGCAAAACGGUAUUCUCUGCCUCUUGGUUCGGCCACAGGAAAAUGUCGCCUUGCGUCUAUCCAAGCCCUCCACGGACAAGAUGCUACUGUAUACCAUCUGGAAAAGUCUCAAAAAUCGGGAUACAUGCGCGGGGGCAUCCGACUUUCACCGGGGGGUAAUGGGACUGGUGGAUCCCACAGUAAUCCGCCCAGAUAUCUUCAGCCACGAGGAUGGUGAAACCCCACCAGUCGUCUGUCGGAGUUCGGACAUGGCCACAAUCUUCCCAAACACGCUGCAAUACCCGCGAGUGACGAACCCGUGGACGGUCGAGUACCUCCUCGUGGAUGGCAGAUUGCAUUAUGGAUCCGACCGCUACAGUGCCCUCAUCUGCGCGGAGCCUAAAAAGGGGGCGUCGCGACGGCUCAAACGACCCAAAGCAGAGAAUUCGCUGGUGUCCCAGGGCAGUCUGGGUCGGGAUACUGGUAGAAAAAAGAAACUUGCCGGCCUUGGAAGACACCGCUCCUUUCAGAUGGCCUUGCGCUCGUAUGUGGUGCAACAAUUUCCCGUGCUAUUACUCCGUUCGACCAUUUAUCUCACGACCAAGAGCAUCGAUGUGAAUUUUCUGGAUCUUCACGUCGGACUCAUGGGUUUGUCUCCCGCGAUUGGGUGUGCUCACUACCCUCGCAGCCAUAGCGCCGAAGAUAUUGCUCUUCUGAGGCAAGCUGACGAUCCGCUGGCGUAUGUCAUUGCGACAUCGGUGUAUGCGCCGGUUCCAAAAUCUCGAGACAAGACAGUGUACGGUGUGACAUUGAGUAACUGGAGUGAGGAGGCGCAGUUUCUUUCUUGUGAAGCCGGAUACUCGGCGUUGUACCAGGGGGACUGUUGCUUGGCUUGUGCCGUUGCUCAGGCUAAGGUGGAGGGCAUCAAUUCUAUAAUUGGCGGGACGGCAUGA